AUGGAUUUUAGGAUUCGUAAAAAUUUCACUCUUCACAUAAAACUAGAUCAUAAAAGUGUAGGUUUUGUAGAGUUUAAUAGCAAUUAUCAUGUGUUUUUCACCGAUAAAAAGUCUGACAAACCAUUUCAACCGAGGAAUCUAGAUAUUACAGAAACAACAAACCAACUUAGUGAUGUAAUGCUGACAGAUAAUGAAGAAAUUGUUUUUAAACCGACUAUAGAAGAAGACAUAAAUGAAAGAGAAAAUGUACAAGUCGAUGACAAAAAUAUCGCUGGUAAUAAUAAAGUCUUCGAUAAAAAAGAAACAGAUGCCGAUUUAAAAGAGGAAAACAUACAAGAAACUGAAAAUUCCGCAAAUGAAACAUCAAUAAAUGAUAACGAAUUUCAUUUAAAAGAAAAAACAAAUGAAAAUCAUGAUACAUCAGAAGAUAAUAGGCUAGAACGUGAUGGCAAACUAAAAACAAAUGAAAAUCAAAUAAAUUCACAUCGAAGUAAAAACAAGGAGCUCAGCGUAAAACUUGUGAAUGUUAAUUCCGACUUCAUGACCGCCACAGAAACAGAAACAGAUCAAAUUGAGAACGAAGUUAAACGAAGAACACGAAUUCUGAAACGUAAAAUCAUCCAGCCGGUGCGUUCUAGAAAACGGCCGAAAACCAAGAGAUGCGAAGGUGAACCUUGCUCUGAUGAUUCAGAUGUACCCAUUUCUAAGACGAUACAAAAGGUACCGUCCGAAAUCAAUGAUACCCAAGCUACCAUAACUAGGGUUGAAGUUGAUAAAUUGUCUGUUAAAAAAUUUCUAGAAACAUUCAAACCGGACGCAAAUGAUCCAACCGCUAAGAAGAUUUCAAUAUCGAACAACCUUUCCAUAAGGCCAGUAGCGAAUGGUGUAACGAAAAUGAAAAUAAAAAUGACAAAAUUUAACCCGGAGCCAGCUGUAACCGCACAACGUCCAAAAUUAAAAAUGCCCGUGAAGUUCAGAGAAGAAUUACGACAGGAGCAUAAAGUGUCUAUAAAGUUGGUUCAUUGUGACUAUGUCGCUCCAACGUUGAACCUUGGUAUCGAAGUUGGCACUUUGAAGACCGAUGAAUCUUACUCCGAAAAGUCUUACGAUGAUGAUGCCCAGCAUAAAACUGAAAUACCAGAAGUUGGACGCGAAGUUCUCUUAGAAAAUAAAGAUACAGUUAAAGUUAAUACAUUGAAAAAAACAAUUGUGCUUAAAGAUCUUUUGUCGUAUAAUAACGUGAGGAUUGGACAUUUGGCUCCGAAAGCGCCCUUCUACAAAAUAGUUAAAAUUGACGAAGUAUUACAGGAUAAAGGACAAAAUGAAUCGCCGAAACCCAUUAAUAUAACAUUGCCAAAUGGUACGAAGCUAGUCAGCGUGAAUCCACUGGCUCACCUCUUGGGUAACAAGAACGUUGCAGAUAUUCAAAAAUCGAACCCAUAUAAAAAUAAGUCUUACAGCUACAAGCCCAAAAUGCAAGAUGUCGGUGAAGCAAUUGUUAAAGCUAUGAAGGUCUUGGAUAAAACGCCCGCAAAAAGAAAAUCGAAUAAAAAAACUGAUUCAGCGAAAUAG
Messenger RNA from Nymphalis io (European peacock), 1572 nucleotides. RefSeq lists its product as uncharacterized. Lineage: Eukaryota; Metazoa; Arthropoda; Insecta; Lepidoptera; Nymphalidae. The coding region runs from base 1 to 1572 and encodes 523 amino acids. The record is from RefSeq and is a predicted model, not a curated record. The transcript has 2 exons.